UCAAAAUCGUUGUCGCUGAUACAGGUUGUGACGGGCGCUGUCAUAGUUUUACCCUGAAACGUGCGCGUGGAUUGAGCUCGGGCCAGCGCGAAGGACCAACAGUGCGCAUUGUGGAUUUUUUUUGUAAUAUUUGGUGCGUGUGCAAGUGUGGUAAAAAUCGGGCAAUCUGGCGGCGUACCUUGAAGGAGGGCCCGCGAUCGCGCCUUUAGGGACUCUCACGCUGAGGGCCGGACUGGCUCAUGUGCCUGUCGGGCCUCCCAACGCCAACUACCUUCAACAUUCUACACAUAAUAUAGGUCGGUGUGAGCCUACCGGCGGCAUGCUGAUAGCGUGCGCGGGCUGCGACAAGCCCAUCCUGGACAAAUUCCUGCUGAACGUCCUGGAGCGGACGUGGCAUGCCGACUGCGUCCGAUGCAUAGACUGCCACGCGCCGCUCACCGACAAGUGCUUCUCCAGGGAGGGGAAACUCUUCUGCCGGACGGAUUUUUUCAGGCGGUACGGUACGAAGUGCGGUGGCUGUGGUCAGGGAAUUUCGCCGUCAGAUCUUGUUCGGAAAGCUCGCGAUAAAGUGUUCCACCUGAACUGCUUCACGUGUUUGGUGUGUCGGAAACAGCUGUCCACCGGUGAAGAGCUGUACGUCCUCGACGAUAACAAAUUCAUCUGCAAAGAAGACUACCUCAGCGGCAACAAAGCUGCCGCCGUUAUCACGUCGCAUCAUCAAGGUUUAGGUCAUCGACAAAGUGUUGUUAAAUGAAAAUACCGAAGAAAAGUACUCAGAGCAGGCGCGGAUCCAG
Molecule: messenger RNA, 794 nt
Organism: Acanthoscelides obtectus
Lineage: Eukaryota; Metazoa; Arthropoda; Insecta; Coleoptera; Chrysomelidae
Source: the annotation of a GenBank genome assembly